AUACACAAAAGACAAUAAACAGAAACAGCACAGUGUAAAUACUGUAUGUUCAACAAUAUUGCGUGUGCAGAAAUACUGAAAUGAACACAUUAGUAUUAUAGGAGCAGUUACAUGAGAUUUGAUGCAUGUGCAAGGAGCAGAAACUGUGUAAAACAGCAUGUAAACAGUUUGAUGGAUGUAUAUUGGUAGAGUGUGUAUAUGGUGUGGGUCUGUGCAGUCCAUACAGUCGAUGUGCGUGUGUGUGUGUGUGUGUGCAUCCCUUCCAGCAUGAUAACGCACCAUGUCACAAAGCAAAAGUCAUCUCAUACUGGUUUCACAAACAUGACAAUGAGUUCAGUGAUCUCAGCAGUCAAGGGAUCUACAUCUAUUGGGAUGUAGUAGAUCAGGAGAUUCACACCAUGAAGGUACACCUGAGAAAAAUCUGCAGGAAUUGCAGGACACAAUCAUGUCAACAUGGACAAGAAUCUCAAAAGAUCUGAUGAAAUAUUGAAAAAGUAUUCAGGCUGUUUUGACAGCAAAUGGAGUUUCUAGUGAGUAUCAGUGUAGUUCAUACUAAAUCAAUAUAACAUAAUAAAUCAAUGUAUUGUGCUUAUUUCUAAUGCUCAACUUAUCAAGACAAAGCUGAAGUGCCGAAAUGAAUGAAUCAGAAUCAAACUCAAAGAUUCGAAUCAUCAAAACGGUUCGUUUGGCAUCCUCAGAUCCGCGCUCGCGCCACAGAGACACAAGCGCCAGGUGACAUGGCGGUGAUUACAGCUCUGUAGCAGUUGGUACAGCACUUUCCUCACAGUACAAAUCUACAAUGGACGGUUCGGUGAACUCUAGUAACGAGUCUUGUUUAGCUCCGAGUGUUUGUGAGGAAGAUGCGCUCGAGCCCGCGGUUCCUCACCUGGUGGACGCCUGGCUCGUGCCGCUGGUCUUCAUCAUCAUCAUGCUGCUGGGACUGUUGGGUAACGCACUGGUUCUGCACGUGAUCUGUAAACACAGGAAAAUGUGGACAGCGACAAACAUAUAUAUAGCUAACCUGGCGAUGACGGAUAUCACCUUUCUGGUUUGCUGCGUGCCUUUUACUGCUGUGCUUUAUCCAUUACCAAGCUGGAUCUUUGGAAAUUUCAUGUGUAAAUUUGUCAGCUACAUUCAACAGGUAUCUGCACAGGCCACAUGUGUAACACUGACAGUGAUGAGUGUGGAUCGUUGGUAUGUCACUGUGUAUCCGCUGCGCUCACUGCAGUGUCGCACGCCGAGAGUUGCCACUGUGGUGAACCUGGGAAUCUGGAUAGGAUCUUUCUUGGUGUCCCUGCCAGUGCCACUGUACACUAGGACGUUAGCUGGGGAAUGGUUUGGUCCUCAGGUAUUCUGCACUGAGAUUUUCCCCACAACAACUCACAAGAAAGCUUUCAUCCUGUACAACUUCCUGGCGGUGUAUCUGCUCCCACUGGUGACCAUCUGUGUGUGUUAUCUGGUCAUGUUGUACCAGAUGGGCCGGCCAGCUGUGGAGCCUGUUGACAAUAAUUAUCAGCUCCAGAUUCAGACGGAGCGCAGCGCGGCUGUAAGAGCAAAAGUAUCCCGUAUGGUGCUGGUGAUUGUACAGCUGUUUAUUGUGUGCUGGGGUCCCAUCCAGCUGUUCAUCCUGGCACAGGCAUUUAGCCCACACUUCCGUCAGGACUACUACACGUACAAAGUGAAGAUAUGGGCACACUGCAUGUCCUACAGCAACUCGUGCAUUAAUCCCAUAGUCUACGCCUUUAUGGGUGCCAACUUCCGCAAGGCAUUCAAGAAGACUUGUCACUGCUGUUUCAAACAGCGUGUAACUGUGACCCAGCAGCCAAAUGUAAACGGGAACACUGAGAUGCACUACGUGUCAUAGAGUAGAGUAUCUGUGUGUGUGUGUGUGUGUGUAUGUGUGUGUAUGUGUUUGUGUGUAUACUGUAUGUGUGUGUGUUUGUGUGUGUUUAUGUGUUUGUGUGUGUGUGUGUGUGUAUGUCUAUGUGU
Messenger RNA from Tachysurus fulvidraco (yellow catfish), 1989 nucleotides. RefSeq names its product G-protein coupled receptor 54. Gene Ontology annotation, molecular function: G protein-coupled peptide receptor activity. Gene Ontology annotation, biological process: neuropeptide signaling pathway. The record is from RefSeq and is a predicted model, not a curated record. Gene Ontology annotation, cellular component: membrane. NCBI's taxonomy places the organism in Eukaryota, Metazoa, Chordata, Actinopteri, Siluriformes, Bagridae. The transcript has 5 exons. The coding region runs from base 800 to 1864 and encodes 354 amino acids.